Hevea brasiliensis (rubber tree) is the source of this 2808-nucleotide messenger RNA. RefSeq lists its product as uncharacterized. The coding region runs from base 1 to 2808 and encodes 935 amino acids. Gene Ontology annotation, cellular component: intracellular membrane-bounded organelle. The record is from RefSeq and is a predicted model, not a curated record. NCBI's taxonomy places the organism in Eukaryota, Viridiplantae, Streptophyta, Magnoliopsida, Malpighiales, Euphorbiaceae. The transcript has a single exon.
AUGAGUUUCUCUAUGCUUAUCUCUCCUAGUUCAUGGUAUAAACUAUCAUGGCUUCACAGUACUGCAACAUUCCUAGUCUUUACCACCUUAUUUUAUGCAAAUAUUGUCUCUUGCUCCCACCCUGACAUCCCAGAUUACCAUGAUAACUGUGCCAAGAUUGUCCCUGAAUCUCCUCCUACUUCUCCUGAAUUCACCACCAUCCCUUUUCCUCCAAACCAGGAAGGUUACUUCCUUGGUGGGGAUGGAAUGUUUAGUCAUUCAAACUCGAGGUCAAACUCAACUCGCUACUACCGCUACUACCCAUCAGGUGAAAGGAGAGUCCUAGUGAUUCGCUCACAUCACGUCCACAGCACUGAUCUUGAUGGUGUAUACAAAGUUCAGGCGAGCUUGAUCCUCCAACCCUCAAGAAGUAGCUAUUAUGUGGAGGAUGUUACAUACAGCUAUUCGUAUUCUCCACAGGUCAUUUCUAGUUGGUCUGAGAGGGGUGUUUUGAGUUUGGAAUUAGAAGGGUUCUGGUCAAAAUCUACUGGGAAGCUUUGUAUGGUGGGAUCGAGUUCUACUUACUCACAUGAAGGUAAAGCUCGUGUUCUUCAAGCUCUUCUUAAGCUUAAUGAUGUUAAGAGUGAAAAUGAGAUUACUAGUUUGAUUAGAGGAACAUUGGAGAGCUUGAACUCUGCUGAUGAUUCGAGUUAUUUCAAACCAAUUUCGCUCUUGAUGUUCCCUCGAAUGAAUUAUAUAUACACUGAGGUUUCAAAAGAACUUGAUUCUGUGUGUACUGGUGAGAUUGAUGAUGCAAAAAGUUCUCUCACCUUACCACUGAGUAAAUCAAUUUGCUCGGUGUUUUCACAGGGGAGCAAUUCAUUCCAAUUAAUGUAUGCAAGUGGCUGUGAUUCUGCAAAGAAUUGUAAUCCUUUGGGUGAGGGUGUUGGAUUUUUGCCAGGAGUGAUGUCCUUGAGUUUAAUUGAAUGUUUACAUGAUAGACCAAGUCUGAGAUUUCUGUUAGAAUUUCCCAACAGUAGCUAUGCUGAUUAUUAUCUCCCCUUCAGUCCAAAUACAACAUUAGUUGCAGAAGGAUCAUGGAAUUCCAAGAAAAAUCAGCUAUGUAUUGUUGCUUGUCGAAUUUCGACUGCAACAAAUUCUUUGAAUAGUUCUCUUGUUGAGGAUUGCUCAAUAAGGAUGAGUUUAAGGUUCCCUUCUGUUUGGUCAGUCAGAAAGAAUAGUGCUAUUGUGGGACAUAUUUGGAGCAACAAAGGUGCAAAUGAGUCGGGUUACUUCAAGAGGAUCAGGUUUCAAAGUUACAGGGGUGUGUUGCGUGGGAUUCCAGGGCUUAAAUAUGAGUAUACCUUUGUUGAUAGAGCAACAAAUUCAUGCCUGAAGAAGCAGCCAGCAAGAAAGAAAGAAACCCAAUACCCAGAUGCAAAUUCAUAUGACAUGCAAUUUGAUAUGUCAGUCAAGAAUUCCAGUGGAAAAAGAAUUGGAUGGGGCUAUGCAAGCCCCCUCUUUAUAGGUGAUCAAAUUCCAGUAUGGAACGGGUACUCCAUGCCAUUUUCCAGUUCAAGGAACUCUCUGCAUGAAGGAAAAAAUCAACACAUCAGUCCUUUGAACAUCAGCUACAAAAUGAAUUUCCCAUCAUUCAAUUCCUCCUUGAAUGAGUAUUCUCAAGUUGAAAUUUUUGCUGAGGGAAUUUAUGAUCCUGAAACAGGAGUUAUGUGCAUGGUGGGCUGCAGAUAUCUCGGCUCAAACAAUCAUACAGAUGAUGAUUUGAUGGACUGUGAAUUUCUUGUUAAUCUUGAGUUUCCUCCAGUAGAUUCAAACAAUUAUAUCCAGGGAACUAUGAAGAGCACAAGGAAAGAAUCCGAUCCUCAUUACUUACAGCCUCUUUCCUUUUCUGCAGUUUCCUUCAAUGGUCGAUAUGCAAGGGAAUCAAUACUGAGGAUGGAUUUGGAGAUCAUUAUGGCUUUGGUCUCGAAUACCCUAGUAUGUUUCUUUGUGGGAUACCAAAUCUUCUAUUUAAAGAAGCAUCCUAAUAUGUUUCCUUACAUCUCACUUCUCAUGCUUGUGGUACUUACUCUGGGGCACAUGAUCCCUCUCGUGCUGAACAUUGAAGCCUUGUUCUUUUCGAAGCAAAAUCGCCAAUCUUUCCAACGGGGGAGUGGGGGAUUGCUUGAAAUGAAUGAGGUGAUCGUAAGGGCAGUGACAAUGGUAGCAUUUCUGCUGAAAGUCCGACUUCUGCAGCUUGUAUUGUCUGCACGGUGGGCUGACGGAAAUUCGAAAGCCUCCUGGAUUGCUGAGAAGAAGACACUUUAUCUGUCUCUACCAUUAUAUAUAACCGGAGGCUUGAUUGCUUUCUAUGUGAACUGGAGGAAUGACAAUAUUGGAAAGGAUAUGAAUUAUACUUACAUAUACAAUCACCAGCAUUCCCUUUGGUUGGGCUUAAGGUCUUAUGCCGGAUUGAUACUUGAUGGUUUCCUUCUCCCUCAAAUCAUCCUCAACAUUUUCCACAACUCAAGAGAGAAUGCUCUCUCUUGUUUCUUCUACAUAGGGACAACAUUUGUGCGUUUGCUACCGCACACUUAUGAUCUUUACAGGGCACACUACUACAAUGAUGAUUUCGAUUGGUCGUACAUGUAUGCCAAUCCUGCUGCAGAUUAUUACUCCACUGCUUGGGAUGUGAUCAUUCCUCUUGGAGGUCUGCUAUCUGCUGCAAUCAUAUACUUGCAGCAGCGCAAUGGAGGUCGUUGUUUCCUGCCGAAAAGAUUUAACGAGCUGAAAGUAUAUGAGAAGGUGCCAGUGACUAGUGAACCAUAA